Messenger RNA from Mycena citricolor, 1265 nucleotides. NCBI's taxonomy places the organism in Eukaryota, Fungi, Basidiomycota, Agaricomycetes, Agaricales, Mycenaceae. The record is from the annotation of a GenBank genome assembly.
GGGCUCCAUCUCGCGCCCAAUAGCGUGGCGCUGUCCACCGGAUCGGUAUUCGCCGGCUGGCUGAUGCAUCGGAGCGGGCGGUACAAGAAAAUCAACCUGUCUUUCGGCCUGUUUCCGUUCAUUGGUGCCACGCUGAUUUCGUUCCUCCGCGAGGAUUCUGGGUUCAUUCAGUCCUGGCUCAGCAUCAUCCCGCUUGGAUUCGGCAAUGCUGUGGUCCUGCAAACAACGCUGAUGGCCCUGCUCGCUUAUCUGCCCGCGUCGCACAUGGCUGUGGGGACUGGUUUCGGACAACUCUUCCGAGGGAUAGGACAAGUCGGUGGCGUGGCGGUCUCGUCCGCUAUCUUCCAAUCCCGACUUGACUCCCAAUUGCGACAGCGAAUUCACGGUCCUGAUUCUGAGGAGAUAAUCCGCAAGAUCCGAGAAUCCAGUGCGGUAGUUCGCACCCUGGAGCCUGAACUACAAAGCAAGGCGAAAGAAUCCUACGCGAUCGCGCUAAAAACUGUGUUUAUUUUCUCCGCGGUCUCGACUUUCCUCGCGUACAUGGUCCGAUUGCCAAUUCCCGACCAAGAUCUAGACCAAGCGCAUGCUCGCCGGAGCAAGCCCGCUGGGGGCAACACGCAGAACGACAACCCCAACGCGGAAGCAGGCCCGAGUAACAGCAGCACCCCGCGCAGUUAUUCGCCCUCACCGUCCCCGUCUCCGAUCGGCCGGGUUGGCGAUCAGCCGCGUCCGACUUUGGAGGCGUUUGGCCGCCGCCAGCAGAAGCGGAGGCUUUCUGUGUUUGAGCCGAAUGAAGGCACACAGGAUCUUGAGAGCGAUAAGAUUGGGGGAUCGGCGCGGGCUAUUCCGCAGAUCUCUGUCCAGGGCGAUGCUCGCCCGAGUUUGUCGGGGGAUGCGCGCUGAGUUGAGAGAGUCAAUUCGCGGGUGUUGGAUAGCUCCAAAAUAUAUGAGCAUAGACGUUCUACGACUGGCUUGUUAUAAUGACCCUGUGAUGCGCAGCAGAAGCUAUUGAAUAUCCUGCAGUUCGUAACCUUGCAUGCUUGUUUAUUCGCGGCAUAAAACACAUGUGUUUCAAGUCUGUCCUCGCGACUAUCUGAUAGAAAGAUCCAGAUUCGAUUGGGUAUACGGCUUUCACAUGAACACUUGUGCGCUGAAAACUGACGGCACAUAUUUCCUCCAAUGUCACGACCGUGGCUCUCCAUCGGAAUUCCGAGUGAGCAACUUCUCAGUAUAAGCUUUGCACGGCUGACACACACAAACAACCC